Molecule: messenger RNA, 3624 nt
Organism: Symbiodinium natans
Lineage: Eukaryota; Dinophyceae; Suessiales; Symbiodiniaceae
Source: the annotation of a GenBank genome assembly
AUGGCCCCAGAUGCGCUGCGGCGAGCUUCUCCCUGGCUUUGGAGCCUCUUCGUCUCCGGCCACCUGGCGCAAGGUGGGACGUCUAACGUCCCGUGGUGUGCCCCGCUUCCCGGGCGUAGCUACGGCAACCACGUGCUCCUUGUGGAGAGGGAUGCUUUGAGUCACCUUCCCUUGCCGGCGGGCUCCAGCCAUGAUGCUGGGGAUUGGGAUAUGGAUGGCGAUGUGGACGUCGUGGUGGGGGAUGCGUCUGGCAGCCUGCACUACUUCGAGAACUUGGGAGACAACCUGGCAGAGCGGUCCGGACGCGACAGCCCGUUCCACUCGGUACGAGUGCCAGGUCUAGCUGUGCCGCGGCUUGUGGACUGGGACGGAGAUGGCGACUUAGAUCUCCUAGUUGGUGCCGAGGAUGGACAGGUCUACUUCUACCAGCGAAUCGACGAGCAUGCCUUGCUCGACAGGGGUCCUGUGUAUUCCGCCCUCUCCGGUCCCUUCGGCUUCAGCGUGGUGGACUGGGACGGCGAUGGUGAUCUUGAUCUGAUCGCCUGUGGAGACAGCCCCAAACUUCGCUACUUCGAACGUUCGGCACCGGAGGAACUCGUGGAGCUGACCGGGCUCGCGAACCCGUUUGCAGGCUUCCAGGUGCACAAGCAGGACGAAGCCUGCCACAUCCACACUGCGGACUGGGAUGGGGACGGUGAUGCAGACUUCAUGUAUGUCGGCGAGAACCUCCGCUACUUCUCGCGGACUGCACGGGGCACGCUGGUGCAGCGGCAGCUGCACCUCAAUCCCUUCUACGACCUUCAGCGCCGGGAUGUGAACCUCCAACAGCUCAGCUUCGUGGACUGGAAUGGCGACGGGGCCUUGGACAUCAUUGUCAACAAUGUCCAGUCCAACUCCAGCCUCCGCCUUUUCGUGCGUGAGCGGGUGCUACAAGGAUUGGUGGAGGGAGAAUGGGCGGGCCCUCAUGGACUGGCUGAGCCCGGCGGUGUGGCGAGAUUCUACGUACCUUGUGCCGUAGACUGGGACGGCGACGGCGACAUCGACUUGCUGGUGGGAUGUAGCAAUGGCACCGUGGACUACUACGAGCGCACGUCUCAAGGACUUGUUCAUCGCCAGGGGGGCGCAAACCCGUUUGAUGGCAUCAUGUCCAAUGUUGUCGCUGUACCACGUGCGGUGGACUGGGAUGGCGACGGGGACAUGGACCUUCUCUUGUCGGGCUUCCACGCAGACGGAGAUGAGGAUGCAUCCGUGCGCUUCUUUGAGCGCCUGAAGGAUGGCAGUCUGAUUGAGCGCGUGGGACUUGAGAAUCCCUUGCAUGACUUCGUGGCGGAUGGAGAAAUGCUGGUGGUGCCACGACCCAUCGAUUGGGACUCUGAUGGGGAUGUCGACUUCUUGGUUGCAGGUGCUUCCGGCCAGAUUCGCUACUUCAAGCGCUUGGAUGACGGGUCUUUGCAGGAGCGCCUUGGCGCAGAGAACCCCUUCGACGGAGUGGAUGUCGGCCUGGGUAGCGCCGUGGAGGUGGCAGACUGGGACGGAGAUGGCCAGCUCGACAUCUUGGUUGGGACCCAUCGCGGGCGCGUGCGCUUCUUCCGGCAGCUUGAAAAUCAGAGCUUCUUGGAGCUGACCGGGGACCUGAAUCCCCUGGCAAGAGUGAAGACAGUCAGAGCACGCUUCUCCGUGAUGCCAUACGUUGCCGAUUGGGAUUCGGAUGGAGAUUCUGACUUUCUGGCUGGGGUAUUCACCGGUGACUUCUCAGGGGUACUGGUAUUCAAUCGGGGCCAUUGCUCCCAGCACGAUUGGUGCCUGUCACGGGGCUUCACCAAGGGUACGUCCGACACAUGCUCCUGCAUCCUGGGCUACGACCUCAAGGACUGUUCAGGCUGUGAUGAGAGUUACUUCUCGGCACCACCGGCUGCAACGCUGUCCCGGGAGUGUUUACCCUGCCCGGGUGCAGAGGACGGCUUCGUGUGCUCGAGGAGGGGCCACUGCCAAGACGAUGCAACAGCUCUCCGCAGCUUGCAAGGCAGUCGCCAGAGUCGCCUUCAGCUGGCCACCAUCACUGGCAACGGCUCAUGUGCUUGCAAUCCUCCCUUCUCAGGGGAUGGCUGUGAGAACGGUGAGUGCCCACCCGGGCAGCAGUACGCCCAGGAGGAGCUCUUCAUGUGUCAGCCAUGUUACCCAGGUUGGUUCAAGGCAAAGCCGGGCAACAUUGAGCAGUGCAAAAUCUGCGAGGCCGGUCACUUCUCGUCUCGAUUUGGUAGUGCGGUUUGCUCCAGGUGCCGCAGUCCAUAUUUCCGUUCUGUCGUAGACCUUACCAGAACCUCCUGCGAUUUCGCUGCCAUCAACAUCCCCAUCGCCAUCGGGGUCGUGCUGUGCUCCAUCCUCCUCGUCCUUCUGUUGCCGUGGAUGUUCUGUCCUACUGUGCCGCUGGCAGACGUCCGGUUGCAGCCGGCCGGCGUCACUAUCUCGACAACAGGAAGACACUGGCUGCUUGACAAUCGACUUGCCAGGGUCUCCUUUCGGCACACAGAAGUCCCCUGGCUCGACCAGGGAAGUUACACCGUGAAGCUUGUGAGCGAGCGCCAGCUCCUUCUUUGUGACAAGCAAGGCAACGCCGUUGCUACGGACACAGACACAUCCUGUGGUACUUUACACUUCUGGCCCUGCCACUCCGCCCGCAUGACCGGGACGUUUGGAGUGCCAUUCACUUGCUGGAUGUUGCUGCUGUGGGGCUGCUUGGCCGGUAUCCUUUACAUGGCCAACAUAUGGCAGGAGAGCCACGGCUUCUAUGCCACCUACCUGGAGCUCUUCAUGAUGUGCAUCGGGGCCCUUGCGGCGCUUGGCUUCAGCUGCUGGAGACAGAGAGCUCUCAAGCACACGGACUUGCAACGGGACCUUUGCAGCUUCGAGCGCCAGCUACAGGACCUCCACCACAACCCACAGCGGUCCUGCCCGCGGGGGCAGGAGCGUGGCAUCACCGCCGGCCAGCUCUGGGACUUCUUCAUCUUCUGGCAGUCCUACAUCUGCAGCCGAAACAUGUACUACGUGGUGUCGAACAUGGUGAAGCCCCUGACAAGGCACCGCAAGGUCUCCUACGUUGAGCUCGCUGGGUCCUGCUGUCUCCAGUGGUUCGUCAGUCACUACUGGGGCACGCCCUUCUGUCACUUCAUCGGCACGGUGCGGAAGCACGCCGAGACUCUAUCGGAUCCCAGCCCGGUCUCAUGGAUGCUGGCAUCCUAUUGGGUGUGCUCCUUUGCGAACAACCAGUGGCGGGUGGACGAGGAGGUUGGCUUCAGCUGGGACCAGUCCUCCUUCUACCUGGCCUUGCGCAGUGGAACGUGCAUCGGCACAGUGAUGGUCUUCGACAACGAUGCCCUGCCCCUCACCAGGUCCUGGUGCCUCUUCGAACUCCUCCAGACCGCGGAAUUGAGCCGAAACAACCCGCGCUUUGUGGGUCUGCAGAUCUGUACGCCCUCUGGGGUCAUGAGCCUGGGCCAUCGAUGUAUGACACAUGUUUUAGCACGAGAACCUGCAGGAAGAAGACUAGUGGUACCAUAUAUAUAUAUAUGUAGAUAUAGAAUAUAUAGAAAACACUUACAAAAGUUUUUUUCAUCUAAUAUAUGA